UAUUUUGGGUUUUGAAAGUAAUUCAACACCUGCUUAAAACAAAAAAUGGAAGUUUGAUAAGAUCAAGAAACAGGUUGUCCACCCCCACCUUAUUUUCCAAGUAACACAUUUGCCCCUCCUGCUUAUGAGGGCAGGGUUGAAACUUCACCUACAAGGUUAGUUCCUCUGUGACUGAUCUCAGAUCUGCAGUGAAGACCGAGUCAACUGCUCAGACCAGCAGGUGUCCUCCAGCCAGGAGAGGAAACCGAUACAAGGACACCUAAACAGGAAUUCACCCAUUUUCUCCAGCUUUUAUUUUUGUUAUAUACAGGUUUACCAGCGCAAAGGAAUCUGCUGACUAUGUCGAAAGAGGCUGACAGAGAGACAGUGCUUCGUAGUAUGAAGGUUCGGACAUUUCUGAAGAGAGACGGGAGCUGGAUAAAGCACCACAAAAAUGUUGAGGAGGAGGAAGAGGAAAAGUCGCGCAGGACUACAGAAUGGAGAGAUCAACAACGCCAGUUGAGUUUCGUGAAUGAACCCAAGACAGCAAUCUCUCCCCCAGCCUCACCUGGCAUCACAAACACUGCCUCAACAAAUAGGGCGCAAGAUAAUAACGAAUGCACCUCUGCUGAAACUCUGAAGGACGUCACUACUGUUCCGGCGGUCACUUCCGAACCUAUCGUUUCACCCCAAGAAGCAGCCCUUGAGUCCGCACCACUGAAAGGCAGUGUAAAGGGUAAUACUAGCGGUCAAGAAGCUCUACCUAAGAUAAAGGCAGAUGUCAGAACUUUGGCAAACACCCCUAAUGCUCCUGACUCAAAAACUCAAAGAUCAAUGGCUGAUGUGCCCAUCAAGGACAUUUCUUCUCUGGAGGACAAUUCUUCACUAUCUGUCAGCAUCCCCGAAGACACUGUGCCCAAAGUCGAAAUACCUGACUCAUCAGCUGCGCAAUGCAUAGUGACUGAUGCCAAGGAAGUACCUUCACCAGAACACACUUCCUCACCAGCCGCCUGCUUCUCUGACGCUGAAGAACACAAACCAUCGACACUGCAAACAUCAAAAGCCCCAGAACCAUCCGCCACCACAAGCACAGUGACCAGUGACUGCACUCAGGCUGUCCCUACAAAACACACCAAGGAUAUUUCCACUCCACAUCACAGUUCCCCUUCAGCGCACACUACCACCGAAGACCAAAUACCUGAAUGGACAUUGCAGGACAGUGCAAAGCCUGAGCUCAUUAAUCAGGAAGCUCCACCUGAAGAUCAGAUGGACAUCCCACGCUUGCCUUUCGCUGCUAAGGUUCAGGAACCGACAGCACGGACAAGCGCGGAAUGUGAAACCAGCACCGAAGGAGCUCCAUCCCAGGGUGAAGGUGACAAAUCUGACGAACUCACGGCGGAACAGGCUUCCGGUCCUGAAGAACCUGAACGAAAACCUCGAACAAGCUCCACAGACAAUAAAUCAGACCAAGACAAAGCCACAGUUAUCGCUCCAACAGCCAGCACAGAGAAAACAAUGGAGAAUUUGGAAAACAAAGUUCAGGACCCUCCCAGCUUGGAAAGCAGGCCUGAAGAAUCUACCGAAGUCCCAGAGGAGAAAUGCGAGAAACUGGAACGUCUAGACAUCCGUGAGCCUCCAAGCACAGAAAAGAGUGAGACUGAAACACCCAGUGUGACGCCAUCUGCCGUAAAGAGCAGCAGUAACGUCUGUACAAUUUGUGGGAAGCCAUUCACAGAGGACUGUAGGAUCACUCUAAACCAUCUGAACAUCUCCUGGCACACCGACUGCUUUAAGUGUGUGGUGUGCAGUAAGCCCAUGGGUGACCUCUUACAAAAUAUGUACCUGCGUGGGGACAUGGUCUGUUGUGAAAGCUGCUACUUCAACAUUAGUUAAGGUAAUCUCAGCGGAGAAGUCAUGCUAACACCAAUAUUCCCGUUUUUACCUGUGUUUUUUUUUUUUUUUUACUGGUGAGAGAGAAUUAUACAGUCAUCUGUAAUACAGAAUGCCUUUUUCCAUAUAAAUUUUAUUAUUUCUGUUUUUCCCCUCAUAAUUUCUGGAGACUACUGCAUUAUGAGUUUUUGUGUAGUACCAUUAUGUUGUUUGCACUACAGUAUGAGGUUUGGCCUACAAAGUAUAUUAAAUAUUCAUAGCAAUAUUACAGUAUGUUACUAAAGUAUGCCUUUAUAGUUUGCGUAAUUGAUUGUGUUUGCAUCCCAGAAAAGUAUGUUUUUUUUUUUUUAUUUUUUUUUAUUAUUAUUAUUAUAAAGAAAAAGUAAAGUUGAUACAACAGCUACAUGCAGGCAGACAUGAAAUGGGUCAAUUUACUGUAGGGGUUCUUGAAAACAAAAGUUUUUAUAUUUCAUUCAAGAAUGACUCUUUUUAAAAUUUUGUUUCGUGGCAACGUAGUUCAUGUAAUAUAUUAUUCCUUAAAUUUUUAAAUAUUUUCGUAGUAAGAAAUUUCAUUGUAUAUUUUAUACAUUUUAAUCAUUUAAAAAAUGGAAACUGUUAUUUGUCCUAAAUGUUUACCAUUUAUGCAUAAAAUACUAAACAAUAAAUUAAAAGCUUUCUUUCUUCUGGGCCGAAGUAGUAUUACUCUCAGAACUUAAUGUUUACUCUUCCUGAACUCUGUUGUUGGGGGAAAAAAGUAUAGACUCGUGGUAAGCAGCUUCGUUUUUGUUCUGCACACAGUGACAAGCUUUGGAAAAUUCCUUGGUGGAAAAGGCUUGCUAUUCAGUAGAAGCAUGUGAAACUAAUCUCUAAUAUCUAAAUACCCCAAACAAAAAAUGUUGAUGAAUAUACAGUAUAUGAAUAUAAUGGUGCUCUGAAAUGCUAUAAUUUGUGACUGCUGACAGUUUUUGAUAAUCAUGAAUCUACCCUUUUAUUUUGCAGGUUUUAUGUAUGUUUAUAUAUGGGAGAAACUGGGAGAAAGAAUCAUUCUGCUGCCACAGAAAGAUGUUAAUACCAAAUACAGUGGUGACAAGUAGAUGUAAUUGAAGUCUGCAGUUUAAUACAUGCUUUCUACGAGUAGUCUCUGUUUUGCUUAAAUGUUGUGUAGCGUAACAAUUUUUUUGAUCACCAAAUUUCAAUUCAGAAGUUCAAAAGAAUUAAUCAUCUUUAAUAACAAUCAACACAGCAAUAAAUGUUUUAAACGUACAAAUAUUAAUACAAAUUAUUUUCAUGCAAGUGUAGUGCAUGAAAUCACAAUAUCGUUUUAGUUAUUUUAGCAGUAAUCUCAGUUAUAGACAGCUAAAUUGACUACAAGAACUAGUUUAGCACCAUACGUAGAAUGCGGUUGCUGUACGGCACACAUAAAAUAAAUUUGUGUCAGAUGACAAAUUUAAACUGUUUUGUAGUGCAGAAUAGGUUAGAAAUACUGUUGGCAUUAUUGGUACCAAGAGCAUGUACGUUUGAGUCCUACAUCACAUCUUUAAAUGCAUAGCACUACAAGAUUUCGGCACUACCUUUUUUUUUUUUUUUUUAUUAUAGCACAUAUGCAUUAAGUUGUUUAAUGCUGCAAUUUUACGUAUUUAUUUUUUGGCAGAAAGUGCAGCAUGAUCGAGGGUCAUGUUCCCGCAUCAUAAUCAUUGUGGUGUAGUCCUUAUCUAACUAUACGUGUACAACUUUUUACCCAGAGAAUGUAUUCGUCUGAAUGAAUGGUUCAUCCCUUCUUUGUCCAAUGGUUUUCAGACAAGGCAGAUGGAUUGCUUUUUGAGCCUGGGUGACACCACUGUUUCAUGGGUAAACCACUGAAUGACUACGGGUGCUUUUUCUCACUGUUGUUGGUCUAUUCUGUCCGUGAGAAAAGGCUAAGAAGAAAUGUCUGAAAGCUGAGUGCGCUAAGGUCAAAUCAAGGUUACAGAAUUUGCUUGUCUGGUGCCAUGACAACCACUUGUAAGAUUCCAUGGUGUUUCCACAUUCACUAUUCUUAGUGAUGUUCUUUUGUGCAGUAUGGGAAUCUGAACAACUGUU
Scleropages formosus (Asian bonytongue) is the source of this 3948-nucleotide messenger RNA. Its product is annotated as zinc finger protein 185-like. NCBI's taxonomy places the organism in Eukaryota, Metazoa, Chordata, Actinopteri, Osteoglossiformes, Osteoglossidae. The record is from RefSeq and is a predicted model, not a curated record. Bases 340 to 1872 code for a protein of 510 amino acids. The transcript is spliced from 18 exons.